AAAGGAGGGAUUGGGUCCUGCAGGAGGAAAGGAGGGAUCCCUGAGGAUCCCUGGGGAGCCUCACCUUGGCUUCUCCCCCUGGACAGGCUUUCUGUGGCUGCCAGAGCCAUGCCAGCCACGCUGGCGUGACAGUAGCUGCAGCAGAUGGUGCCGUUGUCAUCGUUUUAUUUUCUAUCCAUGUGCUGAAACAGCUCAAAAUAACUUCAGAAAUGAUGGCCCAAUCCCUGAAGAAUGUUUUCCUGGCCCUGAGAAAAUCUCCUGCAAUAUAAGUGGCCACGAGGCUCUCCUGGUUCUGUCUCAUCUGCUCUGGCUGGGGUGGCUCACUAGGCUGGAGCUGUGGCAUGAAGAAUCUUUCAUAUUUAAUAUCUUCAUUACUGUGGCAGCAUUGAAUAUUCACAGAACUUCUGUCAGGGUGCAGGAAAUGUUGUCAGCGCUGUGAAAUCAAAGGAAGAGGAGCAGCUGAGAUCAAAGUACCUUUGCUGAGAGGUGGCAGAGCAGCCUCAGGACACCACCAUGAUGGAGGAUCACGCACCUGGCCAGGAAAAACAUUUCUCAUCAGGCUAUCCCCUUCAGAUACCAGUCGAUGAUGGAUCGGAUGAGCCUGUUUCUGAAACCUCUGACGCUAAGAGCACCCCAACUACGGAAGAUGCCACAGCACCUUUAGUGGAGGAAGGAGACCACGAGGAUCAGGGUGGUGUGGAACAGCACGGGGAGAUCCCAGAAGGAACCACAGCUGAAGAGGCGGGCGUGGGAGCCACUCCCAACCUGGAGGACCACGCUGCAGGAGAUGCCACUCAAGGCGAGCCGAGCUCUGCAAAGCUCCAGCCUGGCCCUCGGGAGCGUGGGGGAGAGGCAGUGAAAGGUGCCAGCCAGCCCCCAGAGCAGGGGCUGGGCCCUCAGCAGCCACCUGUGCCCCGUGAAGCCAAGGCUCCAGCAGCAGCUCCCACCAGGAUCGAGGUCACCAUCCCAAUCCCCCUGGACAUGUACCAAGGCUCCGGAGGCAGCAGGGAGCCCUGGGACCAGGCAGGCAGAGAAGGCAGCAGUGCAGAGCCAGAGAUGGGCCCUGCAGGAGCAGCAGGAGGCACAGGUGACCAAAAAGAUGGACCAUCAUCUCCUUUGUGUGCCAGAGCCACCAUCAAGGAAGGUUCUGGUGGACGGGAGAGGGAUGAGGAGCGGGAUGUUGGUGAAACUCCUGGGCAGGGUUUGCCUUCCCUCGUGGAUCAGCGUGUUCCUCUGGGGUCUGAAAAGGGCUCGUGUCCAGCAGCUGCCCAGGAGACUGGUGAAGAAUCUGCUGGAGAAAACAAGUCCAAAGGUGUCCUCAGAGACACCCCAGGGGAGGCACUUCUGGUUGAAGCUGAGUCACAUAAAGCAGGAGAGGACCAAGAGGAGAAGCGAGAGCUGCUGGGGGGAGAAGGAGCUGCAGACACCCCCCUGCCAGAGCCUUCUGGAAGUGUCUCCCAGAAACCCGAGGAGGGAGAAGAUUCUGGGCCCGUGCUAGAAACAGCCAAACUCCCUGCUGAGGUAGAAGAUGAUGUGAAGGAUGAAGAUGCUGCUUUGGGAGAGGCUGUGCCAGCCUCGGGGGGCCGCCGGCCGCCCAGGAGGAAGCCAGGUGGGCUGGCUGCAGACAAGGCCAGUCGUGUCCCUCUGCUCAAAGGUCGUGUUGACAAGGAAGGGACCGAAGCUGAUGAAAAGAAACCCAAGAAAUCCUCACCUUGCCCUGCCAAACCCCCUGGCUCCACUGCCCCCCUCCGGCACGCAGCCCCUCCGAAAGCACCCUGCAGCCCUGCCAGUGCCUCCAAAGCACCCUGCAGCCCUGCCAGUGCCUCCAAAGCACCCUGCAGCCCUGCCAGUGCCUCCAAAGCACCCUGCAGCCCUGCCAGUGCCUCCAAAGCACCCUGCAGCCCUGCCAGUGCCUCCCAACGAGCCUGUCCUGCCACCCCCCGGCCUGCCAGCACAGGAAUGCAGGAAACCAGAGCCAAGGGCCCGGAGGCGCGGGCUGGCUCCAAGACGGGCUCGGCGCGCGCGGGGCAGGCACAGAGGAACUCCACCAACGCCACCCGCAUCCCGGCCAAGACCCCCACGGCCCCCAAGACCCCUCCCAGCUCCGGCAGAAAGGAGCAGAAAAAGCCACCUCCUGCAGCAGCAAAGACUGAGAAAGGUGAGCAGCCCAAGUCUGGAGACAGAAGCGGUUACAGCAGUCCCGGCUCCCCCGGGACUCCAGGCAGCCGUUCCCGCACCCCCUCUCUGCCCACCCCACCAGCCAGGGAGCCCAAGAAGGUGGCAGUGGUUCGCACCCCCCCGAAAUCUCCCGCCUCCGCCAAGACCCGCGUGCAGCCGGCGGCCGCGCCCAUGCCCGACCUGAAAAACGUCAAGUCCAAAAUCGGCUCCACCGAUAACCUGAAGCACCAGCCCGGAGGUGGCAAGGUGCAGAUAAUUAAUAAGAAGCUGGACUUUAGCAGCGUUCAAUCCAAGUGUGGCUCAAAGGAUAAUAUCAAACACAUCCCGGGCGGAGGCAGUGUGCAGAUAAUUAAUAAGAAGCUGGACUUUAGCAGCGUUCAAUCCAGGUGUGGCUCAAAGGAUAAUAUCAAACACAUCCCGGGCGGAGGCAGUGUGCAAAUCGUUUACAAGCCAGUGGACCUGAGCCAUGUGACAUCCAAAUGUGGUUCCCUGGGCAACAUCCAUCACAAACCAGGUGGUGGCCAGGUGGAGGUGAAAUCUGAGAAACUGGACUUCAAAGAUAAGGUGCAGUCGAAAAUCGGGUCCCUAGAUAACAUCAGCCACGUCCCUGGAGGAGGCAAUAAAAAGAUUGAGACUCACAAGCUGACCUUCCGCGAGAACGCCAAAGCCAAGACCGACCACGGCGCCGAAAUCGUCUACAAGUCCCCCACCAUCUCCGGAGAUGCCUCCCCGCGCCGCCUUAGCAACGUCUCCUCCACCGGCAGCAUCAACCUGGUGGACUCCCCCCAGCUGGCCACGCUAGCCGACGAGGUCUCCGCCUCGCUGGCCAAGCAGGGCUUGUGAUCGCGGCGCGGCGGCCACCAGGAGAGAAGACAAGGAAAGGAAACGAAAAAAGAAAAGAAACAAAAAUAAUAAUCUGGCCUUCUUCCUCUGUUCCUUUUACAGCUGCUUCCCCGUCCCUAACUGGUUAAUGAUUUAACCUGCUUUUACUGUUCAUUCAGCUCUAGCUCCAGGACUUCAAAAUCAGUGACACUAUGAGGUACAAAACCUCCUCUCCCCCUGCUCCUCGGAGCGCACAGCCCGUCCCGUCCCGUCCCCGCGCUCCCCCUGCUCCUGCCCUCGCUGGCCCAGCCCUGCCCGGGGCCACCCGGCAAGGCGGGGAGGGGGCCCGAGGGGCGGCCACAGCACGACGCUGACCCGAGCACCCCGCACCAGCACAGGGCAGCGGGUGGCCCUCCCGGGAAGGGGCUGUGCCCUCGCCCAGCUCGUGUCCUGCCGCUGGCCGGGCUGGGUGCGCAGCCAGGGCCGCGGGGAGGUGCCCUCCCUCCUCCCCGCGUUAAAUUUGCCUGCCGAUUUGGAAGAAACCUUUUGUUUUUAUUUCCGAAAGCCGAGAUGUGUAUGAAGAUAACGGCCAGGUACCCCCUAACCCGCUCUCAGCUCCGGCAGCUGGAGUUCCGGCGAGGCCGGGUGCCCGCUCCGAGGGGCCCCGGGCGGCCGUUCCCCUCUCCGUGGCUGUGCUGGAACCGCUGAGUGGAUGAGUAGAGGCUUUCCCCCAUUCCUUUGGCAGCCCCUCGUGUCGUAGAGUAGAUUUGUCUGUAUAUGCUUGGACCGUGCCAGGGUGAUUGUUUUCAUAAACGAGCAUGUGUUUGAAAAAUAAAUGCUGUAAGUAGUUUUGAGCUGCCCCGCGCCGGCUCCGCCGCAGCCCAGCCGGGGGCCCGGGGAGCUCCGGUGCCGCAGGAGGAGCCCGGCACCGCAUGUCUGCCGGGGGGCCGGGCAGCGCCCCGGAGCUCGGAGGAGGGGCACCCACAGCUCCAGGGCUGGGAUGGCUCCUGGAUUUGGGUGCAGCUUGUGACAUUUUUGGGUUGUUCUUUUUCUUUCCCUGCAAGGUCAGCUCAGCGAUGGCGGAGGUGGCAGCUCCUUGGCUCUGCUGCGCCGGUGGCAGCGGUGAGACCCCGGCAGGACGCGGGGGAGGCGGCAGCAGCCCGGGGCCAGCGGCUGCUCCCUGGCAUUGAAGCCCCUUUCCGGGCGCUCCCCGGUGUGAGUUGGCAGCAUCUCACCCCUCACACAGCACUGACCACCCCAGCACCACUCGGGGACAGGAGCCAGUCGAGUUCUUGCUUUGGCUGCUCUUGUUCCUGUGGCUCCCUGGGGAGCACAAGUGGGUCCCGUGGCUGUCCCUGCCUGCCCCUUCCCUCCACAACCAAAGAGGCCGAGAUGCCACCAGUGCAGCUGUGUGUCCUCCUGCCCUGUCUCCCCCAGGGGCCCCAGCCGAGCUCUGGGGGUUCAGCUGGAGGUGGGAGGGCAGAGGGGGCCCGGUGGGGCUGCAGCCCCUGCACCCCCGGGCUGUGCUGCAGGGAAAGCCGUGCUUUCCCAACUAGGGCUGCAAUCCUGGUCCGACAGGGCUGGCUGGGGGUCAAGGCCCCUGGUUGUCCUUGGGGUGGUGGCUGGGUGCCACCGAGGCUGCCAGAGCAGCUGUUCCUGGGCAGAGCAGCAAUUCCUCCCUGGACAGGACCUGUGGGAGCUGUGAACCCCCUCUCGCCCCUGUCCCUCUGCAGGGCUGGGCUGCCGCAGGCCUGGCUGUGGAUGGAGAUGGUGUGGGGGGUCCAACCCUUCUCUCUGCAGCCUCAGGAGCUGCUUUAUUGCUGGGGAGAGGCUGGUCCAGCAGCACCAUCAUGUCCAGCUUGUCACUCGCUCCGUUCACUUGACUCCAUGAUUGUAAGACUCCGUGCUCCGUCCCUGACUCUGUAGCGCUGUAGGAGCCGCCGCGCUUUUUGUCCUUUGUAGAACGAGCAAGUUGGGAGAACCCUCAAAGCAUCACCUCCUUACCCCUUCUGGGCUGCAGGAUGGGGUAGCUGAGCUCGCCUGUCCUGUGCCACCCCUGUCCCCUCCGUGCAGCCCCUGAGGGACACCAGCACCCAGGGUGGGAUAGCCUCGGUGUGCACAGUGAGCAGCCCCUUCCUACUCUGAGUGUCCUCAGCCCUGGCUGUUGUCCCCCCCGGGGGCUGUGGGGUGCCAGGACAGCCCUUUACAGCCACCACGUCACCCGCUGUCCCCUCCAGCAGCCCGAGCCACGUCCCCUGCCCCAACCCUGCGUUCAGACCCAGGCCCGAGGGUCCGGUGAGCAGCCGGACAAAACCCGACCCCCGGCUUUUCCUUUACUCCACACACAUCUUGGGUCUGAAAAGGGUUAAAACCGGCACUGAUACACAAAAAAAAAAUCGUAUUUCUGCACUCCAAAAGAUUCUGCGUGUUAGCCAAGGUCGGUGCCAGCCUGUGUGGUGUUGGCAGCCCCGUGCCCCCCGCGCUGCGCCGGGGAGGGGAGGGAAGGUUUGAUCUCAGUGUAUCAUUCUAGCUUAGCUUCUGUCUGUGGGUGUCCAUAGUGUAUCGUGUGUUUAACAACUGGUUUACACUGUUGCCGUAAAAGUGAAUUUGGAAAUAAAGUCAUUACUACGAUAA
Molecule: messenger RNA, 5634 nt
Organism: Serinus canaria (Common canary)
Lineage: Eukaryota; Metazoa; Chordata; Aves; Passeriformes; Fringillidae
Gene: MAPT
Product: microtubule associated protein tau
Exons: 16
Coding region: 514-3021 (835 amino acids)
Biological process (GO): neuron projection development; microtubule cytoskeleton organization
Cellular component (GO): neuron projection
Molecular function (GO): microtubule binding
Source: RefSeq, a predicted model, not a curated record